AUGGCAUCAGAAAUACUGAAACUUACUGCUGAAGUCAAAGCACUUAAGCUGCGAGUGUUUUCCGUUGAAAACCUUAAUGGCAAGAUGCUGCAGGUGUACACGGGCAUACCGCAGUCGAGUUUUACUGCACUCCUAAACCUAAUAGAUCGCUUUGAUUUAUCUUAUUACAGCGGCACUAACGUUUUCAGGCUGUCACAAGCCGACCAGCUUUUGCUUUGCCUGACAAGGUUGAAGCUCGCUGUCCUCGAUGAUGACCUAGCUGUCCGCUUCGGAGUCAGCCACACGACAGUGCAAAACGUCUUCAUGACGUUUCUGCACGUCCUUUACGAGAUCUUAUACGAGGGCAUAAUGGUGCCUAAAUUUCCUACGACACGUUACUUGGGAACAGAUAUGCCAGCUUCAUUCAAGGAUUUCCCGAACUGCCGAGCCAGCAUAGACUGCUCAGAGCUAGAAAUAGAGGUGCCAAGAGGGAGCAUAGUCACCCAAAGUGUAACAUUCUCAAAUUACAAAUCUAGAAACACUGUAAAGUCUCUAGUUGCAGUCGCCCUCAACGGAGCCAUAAUUUUCACGAGCGAAUGUUACCUCGGCUCUACCAGUGACAGGGAGGUGGUGAAGGACAGCGCCAUACUUGCCCAAUGCACACCAGAAGAUUUGAUCUUGGCGGACAAAGGGUUCGCGAUAUUUGACCUGAUGCCAGGGAGGGUAUCGCUUAACAUUCCUCCAUUCUUGCGUGGCCGUCGCCAGUUCAUUAAUGACGAGGUGUCUUAUUGCAAAAAGAUUGCUGGAUGCAGAGUCCAUGUGGAGUGUGCGAUCCAACGCAUAAAGAUCUACCGUGUGCUGCGUAAGCUACCUGUACACAAGAGGCCCCUAGCGACCAAGCUGGUACGAGUGUGCAGCUUCCACGAGGAAAUUCGUGAGCACCAUCUGGAUGUCGUCUCUUCACUUCUUUGGCAGUGUCCUUAG
Ixodes scapularis (black-legged tick) is the source of this 963-nucleotide messenger RNA. RefSeq lists its product as uncharacterized. Lineage: Eukaryota; Metazoa; Arthropoda; Arachnida; Ixodida; Ixodidae. The transcript has a single exon. The coding region runs from base 1 to 963 and encodes 320 amino acids. The record is from RefSeq and is a predicted model, not a curated record.